Molecule: messenger RNA, 4367 nt
Organism: Hippocampus comes (tiger tail seahorse)
Lineage: Eukaryota; Metazoa; Chordata; Actinopteri; Syngnathiformes; Syngnathidae
Product: protein phosphatase 1 regulatory subunit 29-like
Exons: 5
Coding region: 1-3141 (1046 amino acids)
Cellular component (GO): plasma membrane
Molecular function (GO): protein binding
Source: RefSeq, a predicted model, not a curated record
AUGGCUCUCCUUUAUCUCCUGCUCCUCCCCGCGUUACUGUUCCUGCGACUGCCUACGGUGGUCAGCGGAGACUGCUGGCUCAUCGAGGGGGACAAAGGCUACCAGCUGGUGGGAGCGUCUUCAGAACCUUUGCAUGUGGAACACCUAAAAUGGGAACGAUGCUGGAAGCCGCUUUCUAAAUCGUUGCAGAGACCAGCCCAUCCUUUCUCGCGCCUCGUCGCGGCCCUUUUGAGAUCCUCCAACCUCUUGUCUUUUUUUUUUUUCCCCUCCCGAUUUUCCAUCCCAACAAUGGCUCUCCUUUAUCUCCUGCUCCUCCCCGCGUUACUGUUCCUGCGACUGCCUACGGUGGUCAGCGGAGACUGCUGGCUCAUCGAGGGGGACAAAGGCUACGUUUGGCUGGCGAUCUGCAGUCAGAACCAGCCUCCGUACGAAACCAUUCCCCAUCACAUCAACAGUACGGUUCACGACCUGAGACUGAACGAGAACAAGCUGAAGGCUGUGCUCCUCACCUCCAUGUACCGCUUCACCAACCUGACUGACCUCAACCUCACCAAAAACGAGAUCAGCUACAUCGAGGACGGGGCCUUUGCCGGACAGGCGAACCUUCAGGUUCUGCAGCUGGGUUACAACAAGCUGACCAACCUGACGGAGGGCAUGCUGCGAGGUCUGGGUCGGAUGCAGUGCCUCUUCCUUCAGCACAACCUCAUUGAGGUCAUCGCCGCCAAUGCCUUCUGGGAGAGCCCCAGCCUCAGUAGCCUGGAUCUGUCAUCCAACAAGCUGGCCCGCCUGGACCCGUCCACCUUCACCGUCCUCAACCGGCUGCAGGUGUGCGAGCUGGCCGGGAAUCCUUUCCACUGCGGCUGCGAGCUCUACAGCUUCCUUACCUGGCUGGAAGCCUUCAACAAUGUCACGCACACUUACGACCGCCUGCAGUGCGAGACCCCCCGCGAGCUCAACGGUUACCCACUCCUGGGCCCCUCGCCCGGACACGGGAGGAAUGCCAGAGUCCUCCUUUCCACCAGGUGUCAAGACGGCGUGAUCAUUCCGGGAAUCUCAUCGACCGGGUCGGAACUGGACGGCUCCGGCAUGGGUUUGGACAACCCGGACCCCGGCCUGUAUCACCAGCCCAGCUUUUCGUCCACGCCCGAUCCGACCUACAACCACCAGAUUUCCAUGAAGCUCCAGACCGUGUCGCUCUUCGGCGCCUCCGUGGUGGUGCAAAUCCCACGGCCCUACAGCAAGAUGUACGUCCUGUCGCAGUACAACCACACCUUCGUGGCGGACAUCAUGCCCCUGAAGAACAAAAGGGAGGUGGUGACGCUGGAUAAACUGCGGCCGCACACCAACUACACCUACUGCGUCGCCUCGGUUGGAAAAUCCCAGCGCUACAACCACACCUGCUUGUCCUUCACCACGCGGGCUGUGGGACCGGCGGACCCCCGCAGCAACCCAUCCACCACCACGCACUAUAUCAUGACCAUACUGGGAUGUCUCUUCGGUAUGGUCAUCAUACUGGGCUGUGUCUACUAUUGCCUCCGACGGCGACGCAUCCAGGAGGAGAAGGAGAAAGCUUUGAGCGUGACCAAAACCAUUCUGGAGAUGAGGUAUGGCCCAGAAGCGGCAGCGGCAGUGGCCAACGACCCAGCCGCCAUGCAGCGCCUCCAGGACCAGGCCCACCACCAGCAUCACCACGGAGGGGCGGCGGGCAGCAAGCUGCCCCCGUCGGCCUCCUCCAGCACCGGCAUGCUCCACGGCUCGGCCAACACCACUUCCUCCCGCCUCUCCAGUUUACCACAGGUGGAGAAGAUGGCCAGCGCCUUUUCCGAGGCCAUGGGCACCAAGGGGAGCUACAUGGACGUGAGGACUGCCGGAGGGGCCGGGGAGGCCCGAGACGGGGAGACGGUAGCGCUGGGGCCAGGCGGGGAGCUGGUUUUGGAUAUGCGAGGUCCUGGAGCCGAACACGGCGCGGACGUUGCGGAGGAUUCGGAUGACGACGGCCGUGGCUCGGCGUCUGAGAUCUCCACCAUCGCCAAGGAGGUGGACAAGGUCAACCAGAUCAUCAACAACUGCAUUGACGCCCUCAAACUGGAUGCCUCCGUUAACGCCGCGGAGAACGCAAAUGCCCCACAGCAGCCUCCAGUUUGCAUGGCGCCCCACGCGCGCAAUCUCCUGCCCAUCGCUUCAGGAGAUCAAGUCCUGGCCUCUUCCCCCAAGGUGCACCCCAAGUCCCAUCCUCAAGCUCAAGCCCCUCCACACCCUCAAGCUCAUCCUCCGCUACAGCAGAAGCCUCUUCCUCCCUCCAUGGCCCCAGUGCCCCUGGUGAUGCCCCUGUCGGAACGACCAGGUAUAAGCGGCGGGGGGUUUCUCUCCCCUCCCUACCGCGACCCUCCCCCGGCCAAUGCGGUGCGGCCCCUUCAGAGGCAGUUGAGCGCCGACACCACCGUGUCCAAGAACCGUUGCGGAGUCCCUGCCGCCAGCGGACCGGUCAAGAGCGGCCGGUUGUUCAGCGCGGAUGUUCCCGAGAAGCGCGGCGAACCUCCCAAAUACCCGUCGGAAAAAAGCAGCCCAGUGCGUAGCGGCGUAGGGGGCUGCAACGGAAUGGGGAGCGUCAAUGGGGGCGGCGGUGUGAACAUGAAUGGCGGUGGCGUGGCAUGUAGUAAUGGUAGUGGAGGUCGAGGUGGGGCAUCUGGUCUUGGUCCUGGUCUGCAGCAGCAGCAGCACCACCACCACCACCUGGAGGUUCAGCCGGAUUACCACAGCUCGGAACACCGCCAUUCCUUCCCCGCGCUGUACUACGAGGGUGGCAGCGAGUCGCCUUCGCCGGCCCAGAAGGCGUCCUUCCUCAAACCGCGAGGGCGCUCCAAGAGGGAUGCUACGGCCGCCUACUCGCAGCUGUCGCCCGCCCGCCACCACCACCACCACCACUACAACUCGGGCUACUCCUCCAGUCCCGAGUACUCGUCGGAGAGCACACUGCGGAUCUGGGAGCGAUUUCGCCCGUAUAAGAAGAACCCCCGCGAGGAGGCGUCCUACAUCGCGGCGGGCCACGCUCUGCGCAAGAAGGUGCAGUUCGCCAAGGACGAGGACCUUCAUGACAUUUUAGACUACUGGAAGGGUGUUUCCGCACAGCAGAAGCUGUAAGCCGAGUCGAACGGUAUCAAAGGAAGGUUGGAUGCCAACAGCCGACUCAUGUGGGUGAUCAUGUAGCAGGACGCGUUUCCUCUCAGUUCCCCCAUUGGAGGGAAGGUUCAGAGUGUAUAUUUUCCCUCGAGAAUGUUUUGAUGUGAAUUCCACUGCCUCCCGCUUGGCACUUUGGUCCUGGCAGGUGCCCAACACUGAUGAGCUCAGUCAGGGUUGUCAUUUUUGUCACGGGCCACAUUGUCGUUUCGGGGCCGGUAGGACUGUGAAAACCAUCUAAAAUGUCGACACACCUUAUCAUAUGCCAAUGAACCCCCCAUAUUCGUCCUUGGCCUUUUUUCAGCUUUCGGGGGGGAACUGUUCUCCGUUACGCCCCAAAGCACUCGCCGAGCCGCAGUUUUUAUCUCCCACUGCCCCAAAGAAAAGGCCAACCUGAGACAACGUGAUUCAACCCACAUUAUUGGAGCACCUCAAGUGCUGCAGUGGGUCGGAUCUGGUUCUCGUGUUUGACACCUUCAGGCUCAACAAAGGUGUUUAAGAAAAUGCUUCAUUUCUUUCUUUCUAACCAACUACCUCAUUACCAGCGGGACGGCUAUCGCUCGGCCAGCGGCCGCCCUUUGCUCGGCUUAAGGCGGCGUUCUCGUUCUCGCUUCCCCUCUAAUUCCAUCAAACCGCCCAAGAAUCGUUCCGCCGCGCCGCCAACACCUGCUCCUCCUACACAGGCGCCAUUUAGCCAGAUAAUGAGCGAGCGGGAUGAGGAAUUAGCCGUGUUUGUUGGAGAAGACUCGCUCGCUCUUGUGCGGCGGCGAAAGAACAGCAGGCGAGAGUUAUCGGGCUAAUUGUUCUCGCUGGCAAUUAGGGCGCGUAUCGAUCUGCGAAACAGACCUGACUGCGAGUGUUGGGCAUGUCGGCACCGCGGAAGUGUGUGUGUGUGUUGUAUGCGUGUGUGUGUUUCUUUCUUAGCUAGGUAGAGCUGCUCUGCAUACUGCCGGCAAGCCCCAUCAAAAUGAUUCAUUCGUGAGGUCGGGCCCCGCCCACCGAAAUGGCUUUUGACGGAUGGAUUUUCCCAAUCAAAUAGCCGACUCCCAAUUCAGGGUCAGCGAGGAGUUCUUGGGGCUUUUUCUUCGAUACUGCUUUGAUAGACAUGGCUGUCAUUUUUUGUGGCUCUGGACAUUGAUUUCUUUUUUAAAUUGAUUUUUUUUUUCCCCCCGGGCAUCCUUAUGUCAGGU